Topomyia yanbarensis is the source of this 1089-nucleotide messenger RNA. RefSeq names its product EKC/KEOPS complex subunit bud32 (gene Prpk). NCBI's taxonomy places the organism in Eukaryota, Metazoa, Arthropoda, Insecta, Diptera, Culicidae. Gene Ontology annotation, cellular component: nucleus; EKC/KEOPS complex; cytosol. The transcript is spliced from 2 exons. The coding region runs from base 284 to 1003 and encodes 239 amino acids. Gene Ontology annotation, molecular function: ATP binding; protein serine/threonine kinase activity. Gene Ontology annotation, biological process: protein phosphorylation. The record is from RefSeq and is a predicted model, not a curated record.
CCAUUCAGGAUUCCGAAUCAAAUUCCGAAUGGUUUGACCGGGCUGUUGCUCCGGAGCAAAAAAUUCUUACUCCUUUUCACUCCGGUUUGCUACCAAAAGAAGAAAAAGGGAAGAAGAUAAUACAGGAACGUUUUUCUCCCUGUUUGCUCCGGAGUACUUCCAGUUUCUCCUGGUACUGGAACAAACCUAAUAUUAAUUAGUAAAUAGAUUCAAAUUCGCCGGCAAAGAAUUUUUUAUAAAUUGUUUAUUGUUUAUUAUUAAUCGUACGAUAGCCUAAAAACGGAUGGCUGAUGCGGAUAUACAACCUGAAGUUGUUACCUCGGACGGCUUGCUACAACAGGGAGCCGAAGGUAAACUGUACGUUGGUCAGCACAAUGGAGUUCGAUGCCUGGUAAAGGAACGGUUUUCCAAAAAAUAUCGCCAUCCGGAUCUGGAUAUACAACUAACCCGACAGCGGAUCAAAGCGGAACAGAAAGCAUACGACAGAUGUAAGGUAGCCGGUGUCAAUACCCCUAAGCUGCUGGGUGUGGAUGUACCAGGAAGGAAAAUUAAUAUAGAGUAUCUGGAUCAGGCAAUCGUUGCAAAGCGGUUCGUCGACGAAACGGCUUCAAGUGGUGUCUUAAACAAUCCCAAAAUAAGCUGGUUGUCUGAAGAGAUAGGCCGAACGGUAGGAACAUUACAUGGUCACAAUAUCAUUCACGGAGAUUUGACAACAUCUAAUAUGCUGCUUGACCCAAUCAGCGAUGUCAGUGGAUCCGAUUUUCCUUAUCGACUAGUGAUGAUUGACUUCGGAUUGUCCUUCCAUUCGUUCAAUGUCGAAGACAUGGGAGUUGAUUUAUAUGUGCUGGAAAGGGCUCUGCUGAGUGCCCACAGCCAGGUUCCGGAGCUAUUCGAAUUAGUGCUAAAGAGUUACAAGGAACACAAUACUUAUAAGGUGGCGGAAACGAUUGCCAAAUUUGAAGAAGUACGUGCGAGAGGUCGUAAGAGGACAAUGAUCGGAUAAUGUAAAUAAUUGUUGCAUUUAUUUUUUAAACAAUUCAUACGGUUUAAGAAUGUACAAUUUAACGGUUUAAGAAAGUAUUAAUUCAA